Molecule: messenger RNA, 1893 nt
Organism: Helicoverpa zea (corn earworm)
Lineage: Eukaryota; Metazoa; Arthropoda; Insecta; Lepidoptera; Noctuidae
Product: GATA zinc finger domain-containing protein 14-like
Exons: 4
Coding region: 1-1860 (619 amino acids)
Source: RefSeq, a predicted model, not a curated record
AUGAUUUUCAAGAACAAAUUGCAAGGCCUGCAGUCUAAAUCAGGGAAAUUGAAACCUACAGAGGUUCUGUCUGAUCUUCUGGAGAAAGAUCGAGAAAAAACUCUAAUAGUACUUGUAGAUAACGACAAGUCAAGUGAAAAUAUAAAUGAUGAGAAGAAUUUUUAUAGAAGUAAUGAACUAGACCCAAUUUCUGACGCGAAUGCCUUAGAUAAUAUUAAUAACGAUUUAGUGAAAGCGAACUAUCAAACCGUUCUAUAUGAUAUCUUGAGAUCUGACAGACGCCCUAACAAUGAAGAGGAGAGAGAAGCUCAAGAGAUAUUGAUAGAACAAGCUCUCAGAUCCAGGUGUCAACAGAAAGUGCAAUGCGAAGAAAAAUGCUCUAGAUCCCAAGAAAGGAAACCUAAGAAAGAAAGGAAUUACAAUAACAACAACAAAUACAGGAAUGACAAUAACAACAACAACAGGAAUGACAAUAACAACAACAGGGAUGACAGCAACUCCAAUAGUAACAACAGACUAAACAGAAACUACAGGAGCAACAGUAGGAGUAAUAGCAACUACAAUAAAAACAACAGGAACGACUAUUACAACAACAAGAACGACAAUUACAACAACAGGAACGACUAUUACAACAACAAGAACGACUAUUACAACAACAGGAACGACAAUUACAACAACAAGAACGACUAUUACAACAACAAGAACGACUAUUACAACAACAGGAACGACAAUUACAACAGGGAUGACAAUAAUUACAAUAACAACAACAGAGAUAACAGUUAUUCUAAUAGUAACAACAGACUAAACAGUAACUACAGGAGCAACAGUAGGAGUAAUAGCAACUACAAUUACAACAACAAGAACGACAAUUACAACAACAAGAACGACUAUUACAACAACAAGAACGACAAUUACAACAACAGGAACGACAAUUACAACAACAGGAACGACAAUUACAACAACAGGAACGACAAUUACAACAACAAGAACGACAAUUACAACAACAAGAACGACUAUUACAACAACAGGAACGACUAUUACAACAGGGAUGACAAUAAUUACAAUAACAACAACAAAGAUAACAGUUAUUCUAAUAGUAACAACAGACUAAACAGUAACUACAGGAGCAACAGUAGGAGUAAUAGCAACUACAAUUACAACAACAAGAACGACAAUUACAACAACAAGAACGACUAUUACAACAACAGGAACGACAAUUACAACAACAAGAACGACUAUUACAACAACAGGAACGACAAUUACAACAACAAGAACGACAAUUACAACAACAGGAACGACUAUUACAACAACAAGAACGACUAUUACAACAACAGGAACGACAAUUACAACAGGGAUGACAAUAAUUACAAUAACAACAACAGAGAUAACAGUUAUUCUAAUAGUAACAACAGACUAAACAGUAACUACAGGAGCAACAGUAGGAGUAAUAGCAACUACAAUUACAACAACAAGAACGACAAUUACAACAACAGGAACGACAAUUACAACAACAGAAACGACAAUUACAACAACAAGAACGACAAUUACAACAACAAGAACGACUAUUACAACAACAAGAACGACUAUUACAACAACAGGAACGACAAUUACAACAACAGGAACGACAAUAAUUACAAUAACAACAACAGAGAUAACAGUAAUUCUAAUAGUAACAACAGGGCAGUCAGUAACUACAAUAACAACAACAAUGACUACAAUAAUAGAGGUGACAGCAACAACGAUAAUAACAACAGGAGUGACAGUGACUACAACAGCAACAGCAACUCCAAUAGAAACAACAGGAAUGACAAUAACUACAACAACAACAAUUACUACAAUAGAGGAAAUAACAACUACUAAAGACCGGAUUAUAUGCAUCAUAAAAUGUGUCAA